This is a messenger RNA of Cordyceps militaris CM01, 1470 nucleotides long. RefSeq names its product 50S ribosomal subunit L30. Gene Ontology annotation, cellular component: mitochondrial large ribosomal subunit. NCBI's taxonomy places the organism in Eukaryota, Fungi, Ascomycota, Sordariomycetes, Hypocreales, Cordycipitaceae. The transcript has 5 exons. The record is from RefSeq and is a predicted model, not a curated record. Gene Ontology annotation, molecular function: structural constituent of ribosome. Bases 1 to 1470 code for a protein of 489 amino acids.
AUGUCGCUCAUUGUCAGCUGGAGUCAGGAUGAUUAUGUAUUUGAGUUUUUAGUUAUGGUUCCCAGGGCGUUCGAAGCAUUUGAAAUAUACACAUGUCGCGCAUGUCCCGAGCAGGACAACGACCAAACACGCGCUAAGGGCUUCCAAAUGCAAUCAAUGGUUGACGAAAAGACUGCGAUAGGAAUUCUCUCGGCACUUAUAAAUGAUCACGACGUUUUGGAGGUGUACAAACAAGUCUUGACGAUAAGGAAAAAGUGCCUUGAAGAGAAGAGAAGAGGAGAAAGCUGGCGCGGUGGCCGACGUUUCUGCUUUUUACGUGGUGGGCACAAUGCUGGCGGCCUGAGGAUUCAGGUGCGCAGUGGUUACCUAAGCAUUCAUUUUGCUGCUCUGAAGCUUUGCUCUGUCGCUCGAGGACAGGGUGAACCAACGUCCCAACGACAGUCAUGUCCUCAUCUAGCAGAGGAAGCCGGACAUUACGAUCCGUGCUAUCUAUCAUCAUCACCAGCUUCUGCUACUAGCAUCUGCUCCCGCUGCGCUGCCACCCGAACGCACCCCUUGCGCUUCUACUCUGCCGUCAGCGUCAUCGACACCACCACCACCGCCCCUUCCACCUCACAACCACCCGCGUCCGCCGCCACCGCGUACGACAUUCGCUCCGGGCUGAUUCUAACACGCCCGCCGCUCCUCACCCGUCCGCUGCACCCCUUUGAGAGCGCCUUCUUCUUCUACCAGAAGCGUCUCGAGGAGCGCCUCAACACGGCCUUUAUCCCGUCCAUCUACUACAAGCCCGACACGCCGCGGCGCCUCGACUGGGACCUCAAGGUCAAGGAGCGCCAGGGCACCGUGGCCAAGGAGCUCGGCGCGUACCACGGCCACAGCGCCACGGCGUGGGACGACGAGCUGCUCGUCGGCGACCCGCUGAGCGCCCCCGAGACCGCCACCGCCAGUCUGCUGCGUGACGCCCAGGCCAGGAUCAGCGACGAUGCCGAGGUCAUUGCCCCCGAGGACCUCAUGGAGGUCCCGGCCCCGCGCCCCCGCCGCACCGAGGCCGACGAGCGCGGCGACGUCCGCCGCCUCGACAGGAAGCUCGACCAGACGCUGUACCUCGUCGUCAAGGGCAAGGACGGCUGGGGCUUUCCGGCCGACGUACUGGCCGAGUCGGAGAACCUUCACGUGGCGGCGCAGCGGGCCCUCCAGCAGGCCGCCGGCGUCAACAUGAAUACGUGGAUCGUCGGCCGCGUCCCCGUCGCCCACCUCAUCGACGAGCCCACGCGCGCCGCCGACGGCGCCGUCCAGAAAAAGGGCCGCAAGACGUUUUACCUCCGCGGCCGCAUCAUGGCCGGCCAGGCCGACCUCGCCGGCAACUCCCUCGGCUAUACCGACUUUCAGUGGCUGACGCGCGAGGAGCUCGAGCAGGCGCUGCCCGCGGCCUACUUUCGCGGCGUGCGCAACAUGAUGUCGGAUCGGUAG